Messenger RNA from Arachis duranensis, 846 nucleotides. RefSeq lists its product as uncharacterized. NCBI's taxonomy places the organism in Eukaryota, Viridiplantae, Streptophyta, Magnoliopsida, Fabales, Fabaceae. Gene Ontology annotation, molecular function: protein dimerization activity. The coding region runs from base 1 to 846 and encodes 281 amino acids. The record is from RefSeq and is a predicted model, not a curated record. The transcript is spliced from 2 exons.
AUGGUUAGUUCAAUUAUCUUGGAUAGUAAGUUUUGGGAGGAUUGUUUUACUACUGUUAUGCUUGUUGGUCCUCUAAUUAAGUUAUUGAGGCUUGUUGAUGCUGAUGAGAAACCUUCUCUGGGUAUCGUGUAUGCGGGCAUGCAAAGAGCCAAAAUUAAUAUCAAGACAAUGUUUAGAAAUAGGAAAUCUGCAUACACACCUUAUACAAGUAUCUUGAAAAUGCGGUGGGAUAAGCAUUUGAAGCGUGACCUCCAUGCAGCAGCAUACUUUUUGAAUCCAGAUUUCUUCUAUAGUGAGGGGUUUGUUGAGAAGGCAAAUACCUUGAGAUCUUUGCUUGAUUUAUUUGAUAUUGAAACUCUUUGCGAUGACUCGGUUGCUGCAAUGCAAGAGAUACAGUUGUAUCGAGAUCGAAAAGGAAGUUUUGGAAGGGAAAGUACAUUGAAAGCAAUUAAGAGACUUGAACCUGGUGAAUGGUGGAGGCUACACGGUGGGAGUGCUCCUAACUUGAAAAAAAUGGCAAUUCGUCUUCUUCAUCAAACAUCUUCAUCAUCCGACUGCGAGAGGAACUGGAGCCUCUUUGAACAAAUCCAUUCAAAGAGGAGGAACCGAUUAGAGCAUCAAAGGCUAAGUGACAUUGUUUAUGUCACUUAUAAUCUACGCCUUCAAUCUAGAAUGCAUUGCAAGAAGAAGAAUUAUGAUCCAAUUGACAUUCAAAGCAUUGACACAGUAGAUUUUUGGGUAAUGCCGGAUAAAGAAGAUCCUGAAUUUACUAAUGGAGACAUUGAAGGCAUUGAAAAUUUAAUUUAUACGGAUAAUGCUAUGUCUUCAUAUCCUACAGGUUAUUGA